AUAUUUCAAAAUGGAUGCAACGACAAAUGGAGGUCGCUCAGCCAUCGUCACGAAACAGCCGGAGAGAGAUGAUGAUUCGAUUGAGUUACGUAACUGGGCAACGCCCUCCCCUUCCAAUAGAGUUUCUGCAUCAGAUCAGAACAGGGUGAUACAGAGAGCCCUGCAAGAUCUUCAAGGUGUGAACGAGGUUCACAUCAGACAGACGCUGGAAACAAUCGGUUCAAGUUGCACCGGAAGUAAUUCCUAUCACAUAGUGACCAAACAGGGUGACGUAUUGCUCAAUGCUUUUGAAGAGACAACUUGUUGCAGCCGAUGCUGGUGUGGCCCAGCCCGCUCUUUUCGAAUGACAAUACAGAACACGGAGAGUGAGGAAAUAUUACAGGUAGUGCGCCCUCAUCGGUGUGAUGCAUGUUGCUGUCCCUGCUGUCUCAUGAAGUCCAUGGUUCAAACACCGCGUGGCUAUGUUCUCGGUUACACCAAACAAACGUGGUCGCUAUGUGGGGCAGACUUCUCUAUAAUCAAUCGUAACGACAAUCGUAUUGCUGACAUGGAAUCACCAUGUUGCCCGUGCAGAUGUUUUACUAAUAUCGACAUACCGAUCCUGUCUAGCGGUGGUGAGGAGGGCUCAGUCUCAAAACGUUGGGGAGGGCGAAAACACAACACAAACAUGGACCAUGAAUUCUUCGUUCUAAAAUUCCCUGCAGGCUCCGAUCUUCAAACCAAAGGAAUACUUCUGGGGUCGGCAUUCCUCGUCGAUUACAUGUUCUUUGAGAUGACAUGAAGAAGGUGAAAUGACUACAGCGACGAAAAACACAGAAAAGCAAUUUCUCCACUAUAAAAGAAAUAAAGGAACAAAUCAAAUUCAACUUUGAAAUGUUGGGCAUGCAUGCUUCAUAUCUAGGCUUUUGGAGAAACCCAUCUAGAGAGGCAAAAUUGCCAUGUGUGUUUAUCUUCUUCUUUUGUUUAGUCACUUGAUUUAACUUCAAAUAGAGUUGGUGUCAUAUUUGUGAUUGAAGUAUU
Molecule: messenger RNA, 1020 nt
Organism: Lytechinus variegatus (green sea urchin)
Lineage: Eukaryota; Metazoa; Echinodermata; Echinoidea; Temnopleuroida; Toxopneustidae
Product: phospholipid scramblase 1-like
Exons: 7
Coding region: 11-781 (256 amino acids)
Biological process (GO): plasma membrane phospholipid scrambling
Cellular component (GO): plasma membrane
Molecular function (GO): phospholipid scramblase activity
Source: RefSeq, a predicted model, not a curated record